CCCAGGCUCAGGAUCUCCUGCCCACCGGGAGAGGCUCGUCCGAAGAGCCGAGGGACAGCGCACGGGAGUUUUUAUUUCCCGCUCCGGCAGACAUUCUUCUGCAUUUCUUAAGGGAGAAAACUCGCCAGAGAAGGGGGAUAGGAGGAAAGGCAGUAGAGGAGGGGGAGAAAGUUGAUUGACUUGCAGAGAGGUGAAGCUUUGCUGUGGCUCCCGCUGCACUUUGCACUGGAGACCUUCAGUCCGCGAGAAGCUGUAGGAUGGAGCCAGAGCCCCCGCCCGAGCUCACAGCAAUGCCCCUCGGGGAGAAUGGGAGUGUGCGCCUGGUGCCCGACACAGCCCUGCUGUCCCCGGGGAGAGGCACGGCCGUGUUCAUCAUCCGCUGCGUGAUCCCUUCGCUUUACCUGCUCAUCAUCACUGUCGGCUUGCUGGGCAACAUCACCCUCAUGAAGAUCUUCAUUUCCAACAGCGCCAUGAGAAGUGUGCCCAACAUCUUCAUCUCCAGCCUUGCUGCUGGUGAUCUACUCCUGCUAGUGACCUGUGUGCCCGUGGAUGCCUCCCGGUAUUUCUCUGAAGAGUGGCUCUUUGGAGAAGUGGGCUGCAAGCUCAUCCCUGUCAUCCAGCUGACCUCUGUUGGUGUCUCUGUCUUCACCCUCACUGCCCUCAGUGCUGACAGGUACAAAGCAAUUGUAAAUCCCAUGGACAUCCAGACCUCCAGUGCAGUGCUGUGGACUUGUCUCAAAGCCACUGCCAUCUGGAUAAUCUCCAUGCUCCUGGCAGUUCCUGAAGCAGUGUUCUCCGAACUGGCUCACAUCAAUGACACCGAUAAUGCCACCUUCACAGCAUGCAUACCAUACCCCAUGACGGACGACAUGCACCCAAAGAUCCAUUCUGUGCUGCUUUUCCUUGUGUAUUUCCUUGUCCCUCUUGUAAUUAUCAGUAUCUACUACUAUCAUAUUGCAAAGAGUUUAAUAAAAAGUGCUCACAACAUUCCUGGGGAACACAGUGAGCAUUCCAAAAGACAGAUGGAAACUCGGAAGCGUCUGGCAAAAAUUGUUUUAGUUUUUGUUGGCUUCUUUGCUAUCUGCUGGUUUCCUAACCACGUGCUAUACAUGUACAGAUCCUUUAAUUACAAUAAGAUUGAUCCAUCGAUGGGACAUAUGGUUGUUACCUUAGUGGCCCGAGUUCUAAGCUUCUGCAACUCUUGUGUCAACCCAUUUGCACUGUAUUUCCUCAGUGAGAGUUUUAGAAGACAUUUCAACAACCAGCUCUGCUGCAGGAAGAAAGCUCAGAAAGAGAGAUCUGCCAGCUACUUGUGCAACUCUUCUGCCAUUCAAAUGACUUCCCUGAAAAGCAAUACCAGGAACACAGUGACUACCAUGACACAACUGAAUGGGCACAACUUGAAACAAGAAAUGUCGUUAUGAUCUAAUGAGUGUGAUUUUUGACUGUGAAGCAAAUCUGAACUUUUCCUUUGCAGCUUUUGGGUGGAACUGCUGCAGCACAGAUCUGUCUCUGUCACAACACUGUAUCCUGUUCUUCUGCAGUGACUUCUCUAAGGUGAAUACUAGAGAGUACACUAGAAAUUUAGAUUGGACUUUGGAAUUAGUUGCUAGUCUUAUAAUUUCAAAAGCUGAAGUGCUAAUGCAGUGUAUCUGUUCAUUGUUCCCUUUGUCCUUAAUAAUACACUUGCACUUAUUUAGUUCUGUUUGUAACUCAGUGCAUCACCUGAAGUUCAAAAUUUCUUUUGCAAUUCCUCUUUUUUCAAGACUAGUUAUAUCCCUACCCAAAUUUCUAAAGCAAUGAGAACUUAUAUUGAUGUAAACUGUAAGUGUUCUAGCUAAUUAUCUAGGAAAAAAAU
Zonotrichia leucophrys gambelii is the source of this 1858-nucleotide messenger RNA. RefSeq names its product neuromedin B receptor (gene NMBR). Gene Ontology annotation, cellular component: plasma membrane. The transcript is spliced from 4 exons. Gene Ontology annotation, molecular function: bombesin receptor activity. Gene Ontology annotation, biological process: bombesin receptor signaling pathway. Lineage: Eukaryota; Metazoa; Chordata; Aves; Passeriformes; Passerellidae. The record is from RefSeq and is a predicted model, not a curated record. Bases 258 to 1424 code for a protein of 388 amino acids.